Nycticebus coucang (slow loris) is the source of this 2058-nucleotide messenger RNA. It is a transcript of the gene FDPS, whose product is annotated as farnesyl diphosphate synthase. The record is from RefSeq and is a predicted model, not a curated record. Gene Ontology annotation, molecular function: (2E,6E)-farnesyl diphosphate synthase activity; dimethylallyltranstransferase activity. The coding region runs from base 743 to 2005 and encodes 420 amino acids. Gene Ontology annotation, cellular component: cytoplasm. Gene Ontology annotation, biological process: trans, trans-farnesyl diphosphate biosynthetic process. The transcript has 10 exons. Lineage: Eukaryota; Metazoa; Chordata; Mammalia; Primates; Lorisidae.
GAGGUUGCGCGCUGGGACUGGAGGCUGGGGUCCGAAACCCGGUCUUACGUAUGUAACGAUACUGUGAGGAACCGGAAGCCUGGUCUGUUAUGUCAGAGUUUCUCCGUUUUGGGGGUCGAUGGGCCCGACUGGCUGGCCUUCUGGGCGUGCGGAAACUUCCAAAGUCUGCCCAUGUGGUUUCCUCGAACUUCCAGUGUGCGCAGACCCCGGCUUGCUCUUUUGCUGCGAUCCCUUCCCACCAGCCGAGAGUUGUUCCGAGGCGAUCUGCGCAGUCAGCGCUUCCUGUGAGGUUCUGAACUCCCGGUCCCCACGCCUUGCAGCAUCCAUGGAUUUUGGCUCUGGUUCUGUUCCCAUCUUCCCACCUCCUAGAGCCUGUUUGUCAUGUGUAAAAUAGGGUAACUUUAAGGGUACUUCCACUCCCACCCCAGUCAUAGGGUAUUUUACUAUGUACUGUCUCCUCCCCUAUCCCUGUGCAUACGGUCUUGAAGGCAUUCAGUUCUACCUAGUCUUCUUCUUUUAAGUGGGGAUCACCUGGGUCUCAGUCACCCAGCUAUACUUUUUGUUCCUUGCAUAUCCUUUCUGUAAUUGUCUGCACGAUUAACCCACAAGAGGGGUGGACAUUCUGGGUCAAGUGUUAAAAAGUGGUGUUGGGAAUGAUCCAGGGAGCUGCCACCAUGCAUUUGCCUUUGGUGCUUGCCCCCGCAGGGAGUUCUUGGUGCCCCCUCCCUAUACCACUCCCACGAUGCCCCUGUCCCGCUGGUUGAGAUCUGUGGGGGUCUUCCUGCUGCCAGCCCCCUGCUGGGUGCCCAGGGAGAGGUGUCUGGGUUCCCUACGGCGGCCCUCCCUGUUGCACGGGUGCCCAGUCCUGGGGGCCUGGCAUGGUGCCCGCUGCUGGUCCCAAGCGUGGACAGAGGAGCCUGGAGCACUUUGCUCCUCCCUCAGGAUGAAUGGAGAACAGAAAUCAGAUGUUUAUGCCGGAGAAAAGCAGGAUUUCAUCCAGCACUUCUCUGAGAUUGUCAGGAUGCUCACUGAGGAUGAGAUGGGGCACCCAGAGACAGGAGAUGCUAUUGCCCGUCUUAAGGAGGUCCUGGAGUAUAAUGCCAUUGGAGGCAAGUACCAUCGGGGUGUGACAGUGCUGGUAGCAUUUCGGGAGCUGGUGGAACCAAAGAAACAGGAUGCUGAUAGUCUCCAACGGGCCCUGACUGUGGGCUGGUGUGUGGAACUGCUGCAAGCUUUCUUCUUGGUAGCAGAUGACAUCAUGGAUUCAUCUCUCACCCGGCGGGGGAAGAUCUGCUGGUAUCAGAAGCCAGGCAUAGGUCUGGAUGCCGUCAAUGAUGCUAUGCUUCUGGAAGCAUGUAUCUACCGCCUAUUGAAGCUCUACUGCCGGGAACAGCCCUAUUACCUGAACCUGAUUGAGCUCUUCCUGCAGAGUUCAUAUCAGACUGAGAUCGGGCAGACUCUGGACCUUAUCACAGCCCCCCAGGGUAAUGUGGAUCUUGGCAGAUUUACUGAAAAGAGGUACAAAUCUAUUGUAAAGUACAAGACAGCUUUCUACUCCUUCUACCUUCCUGUAGCUGCUGCCAUGUACAUGGCAGGCAUUGAUGGGCAGAAGGAGCACAGUCACGCGAAGAAGAUCCUGCUGGAGAUGGGCGAGUUCUUUCAGAUCCAGGAUGAUUACCUUGAUCUCUUUGGGGACCCAAGUGUGACGGGAAAAGUUGGCACUGACAUCCAGGACAACAAAUGCAGCUGGCUGGUGGUUCAGUGUCUGCAACGGGCCACUCCGGAGCAGCGCCAGAUCUUGCAGGAGAAUUAUGGGCAGAAGGAGGUAGAGAAGGUGGCCCGGGUGAAGGCCCUGUACGAGGAGCUGGGUCUCCCUGCUCUGUUCUUGCAGCACGAGGAGGACAGCUACAGCCGCCUUAUGAGUCUCAUUGAGCAGUUUGCGGCACCCCUGCCCCCGGCCAUCUUCCUGGAGCUAGCACGCAAAAUCUACAAGCGGCAAAAGUGACCAAUACACGGCAAGGAUGGGAGAGGAGGCUCAAUAAAUUAUUGUGUAACCUU